AUGGCACUACCGACACCUACCAGGUAUGGCAUACUGCCGACCGAGAUGGAGUAUGUGGCCAGCUCAGAGACCAUCGUUGAUAUUCUACCGCUUAUAUCGUUAGACCGCGUGCGAUUGCUAAGCGGUACGUAUGGCCCAUUUGAGCCUCCGGCCCGUGCUCAGGUACCUUUAUGGCUCGCUAUUUUGUUACGAAAGAAGCGAAAGUGCGUGAUUGUGCCCCCCGAAUGGCUUAGUGUCGAAACUUUAGCUGAAUUUCUGCGACAAGAGACAGUCACGUUGCCAUUCUCUCCUCUUCCACUCCAUUAUGUGGCCAUAGCGCAUCUUCUCUUGGAACAUGCGGCGGAAGAUAUACCCGAUGCAUCGCGUGUGCGAGCAUUGUUGAAAGACUUGCGUGAUGCGAGGCAAAGUAAGAUACUCGCCGGACUUGGGAUGAUUAAUCCAACGCAUUUGGAAAUGACGAACAUAUCGUCUAUGGAAAUAUGUGAGCUACGACCCCUCUUUGUGACAGCUCUUUCGCAGCUCCAUGCACUUCAUGGGUCAUCUAAUGAUGCAAAUACUGAGGACAUGCCGUCGCAAACAUCUGAAAGCGUUGCACCUACUUUGGACGAUAACGACGAAAAUAUAUCUGUCCGACGUGCCUAA
This is a messenger RNA of Malassezia restricta, 642 nucleotides long. RefSeq names its product GINS complex subunit 2. Gene Ontology annotation, cellular component: GINS complex; nucleus. NCBI's taxonomy places the organism in Eukaryota, Fungi, Basidiomycota, Malasseziomycetes, Malasseziales, Malasseziaceae. The record is from RefSeq and is a predicted model, not a curated record. The coding region runs from base 1 to 642 and encodes 213 amino acids. The transcript has 2 exons. Gene Ontology annotation, biological process: DNA replication; double-strand break repair via break-induced replication.